Dunckerocampus dactyliophorus (ringed pipefish) is the source of this 6317-nucleotide messenger RNA. It is a transcript of the gene glceb, whose product is annotated as glucuronic acid epimerase b. Gene Ontology annotation, cellular component: Golgi apparatus. Gene Ontology annotation, biological process: heparan sulfate proteoglycan biosynthetic process. The coding region runs from base 194 to 1966 and encodes 590 amino acids. The record is from RefSeq and is a predicted model, not a curated record. The transcript has 5 exons. NCBI's taxonomy places the organism in Eukaryota, Metazoa, Chordata, Actinopteri, Syngnathiformes, Syngnathidae. Gene Ontology annotation, molecular function: heparosan-N-sulfate-glucuronate 5-epimerase activity.
UGCCGUGGUCAGACGCUGUUGUGUUGGAGAGGCGGUGUGAUCAACCCGUCCUUUCAGUGCUUGGUUCCGCCUGGGGUGAAGUGUGGAUCUUUUAAGCUAACCUCCAGACGAACACAACGACUACCAGCGUGGCCGAACAAGAUUAAGCUUUGCGUCGUUUAUCACCUUUAAAUGCUGCAGGUGAGCGGGAACCAUGCGUUGCCUGGCUGCUCGUGUCAACUAUAAAACCCUCAUUGUCAUCUGCGCCCUUUUCACACUCAUCACGGUGUUGCUGUGGAAUCGCUGCUCCACCAACACCUCCCUACGCUUCGUACCUCGAGCUGCUUUGGUGGCACCCAGUCCUAACGCCGGGGAUGCUAGCAGUCAACAACACCCUCCGCAACCUCCAGAACCUCCACCGAUUGUGAGCGGAAGCAAGUAUGAGGAAAUCGACUGUCUGAUCAAUGAUGAGUCCACAGUCAAAGGCCGCCGUGAGGGUGGAGAGAUCUACAUGCCCUUCAGCUGGAUGGAAAAAUACUUUGAGGUGUAUGGCAAAGUGGUGCAGUACGACGGCUACGACCGCUUUGAGUUCCAGCACAGUUACUCAAAGGUGUACGCCCAACGGGAGCCCUAUCACCCCAACGGAGUCUUUAUGUCAUUUGAGGGAUACAAUGUGGAGGUCCGGGAUCGAGUGAAGUGCAUAAGUGGAGUGGAAGGUGUUCCUCUAUCCACGCAAUGGGGUCCUCAGGGCUACUUCUACGCCAUCCAAAUUGCCCAGUACGGCUUGAGCCAUUACAGCAAAAACCUGACGGAGCGUCCUCCUCACGUAGUUGUCUAUGAUACAGCAGAGGAGAGAGAUAGCCGGACCGGCUCUGCAAUGUGGACUGUGCCAAAGGGUGGCAGUCUCAGCCGUGUGUACGACAAGAGCCGCACUUCCUCAGUGCGCCAGUUCAGUGCUCCAGAGUCGUCUGAGGGCGUAUCACUCUCGCUAGACAACACCAAAGACUUCAUACUCAGCUUGGACAUCAAGUUCACCUCCAACGGCAGCUUGACUGUCAUCCUUGACACGACAGAGAAAGGCUCGCCGUUCGCUAUCCACUAUGUUACCAAUACGCAGCUCAUCGCCUUCAAAGAUCGUGAAAUCACCUACGGCAUCGGGCCGCGAACCAUAUGGAGCACCCUGACACGCGACCUGCUCACAGACCUCAGGAAAGGUGUUGGUUUGUCCAACACCAAGGCUGUGAAAUCCACUAAGAUCAUGCCCAGGCGAGUUGUGCGAUUACUCCUCCAUGGGCGAGGCUUUGUUGACAACAUCACCAUCUCCACCACAGCCCACAUGGCUGCCUUCUUUGCGGCCAGCGACUGGCUGCGGCGCAACCAGGACGAACGGGGCGGGUGGCCCAUCAUGGUCACACGAAAGUUGGGAGAGGGCUUCCGGCCACUCGACCCCGGCUGGUACUCGGCCAUGGCCCAAGGCCAGGCCAUGUCCACCCUGGUGAGAGCCUACCUCCUCACCAAGGACCAGGCUUACCUCAACGCUGCACUGAAGGCGGUGGGACCUUACAAGGUUCCUUCAGCGCAGCACGGGGUCAAAGCUGUAUUUAUGAACAAAUACGACUGGUAUGAGGAGUAUCCCACCUCGCCCAGUUCCUUUGUCCUCAACGGAUUCAUCUAUUCCCUGCUGGGACUCUAUGACUUGGGCGAGACAGCCGGCGAGAAGCUCGGCAGGGAGGCGGGGCAGCUGUUUAGCCGUGGUAUGGAGUCGCUGAAGGCCAUGCUGCCGCUCUUUGACACCGGCUCAGGGAGCAUCUAUGACCUGCGCCACUUCAUGUUGGGCACGGCGCCCAACUUGGCCCGCUGGGACUAUCACACCACGCACAUUAACCAGCUCCAGCUGCUGGCAUCCAUAGACAACACCCCCAUCUUCAGGGAUGUGGUGAGGCGCUGGAAAAGCUACUUGAAAGGGAGUCGUGCUAAGCACAACUAGACCGACUGGACAGGAGCGCGAAGACGCUUUGCUUGGCUGACUGGAUGCUCGCCUGAAUGUGAACAGGAAGCUUAUAUUGUGUGUCGGUGCAGACUGAGGUGUGUAAUCCUAAGUAGCUUACUAGAACUCUAGACUUUGUGUGCACCGUUGCAGGUUUUUUCUUCUCUGCAGCACUGAUUGUAGCACACGUUUGCUUCUUCAGAUUGUCUUUGGAAUUAUGCACAGGCCUAGUUUCAACAUGCAACUUUUCUGUGUCUCCAGGAAUGACCCCUGUCUGGGAUGCAUUCACCACUCUGAAAUUUACCAUUUCAUCCCAGAUUUACAACAAAACUGUAAAUAUUACGCUGAAUGCAUUACAAUCUUACACUAUAACUUUUUCCCAAUGAUAUGUUUGCACCUUAGUUAGCUGUAUGCUAACACGAACAGACAAGCUACAAAGUGUAGCCUUAGUAAAGCAGAUGGCUGCCUCUCUGAAGAUGACUAAUAUCAGGGUUUCUACGCAAGCAUGAAAAGUAUUGAAUUUGAUUUUACACAUUUCCAGGUCUGGACAAAUGCUCACGUUUCCAAGACUGUUACCACUCUUCAGUUUUUGAAAAGAUCAAAUUAUGACUAACUUAAAAACAGUCUGAGUCCAUUGGAUUCUCGCCUUGAAAAGGGUGGAGUGCCAUCUCCAGGUCGGUGAGUAGAUCCUGCCCCAAGUGGAGGAGUUUAAGUACAUCAGGGUCUUGUUCACGAGUGAGGGAAGGAUGGAACGCGAGAUGGACGAGGGAGGGAGCGGGAUGAAGAGGGAGCUGAGCCGAAAGGCAAAGCGCUCAAUGUACCGGUGGCUCUACGUUCCUACCCUCACCUAUGGUCAUGAGCUUUGGGUAGUGACCGAAAGGACAAGAUGGCGGGUAGACGUGGCCGAAAUGAGUUUCCUCCAUAGGGUGGCUGGGCUCUCCCUUUAGAGAUAAGGUGAGAAGCACUGUCCAUCUGGGAGAAACUGAGUAGAACUGCUACUUCUCCCCGAGGAGGUGUUCAGGGCACGUCUGACCGAUAGGAGGCCUCGGGGAAGACCCAGGACACGUUGGAGAGACUACGUCUCUCAACUGGCCUGGGAACGCCUCAGGAUCUGCCGGGGGGAGCUGGACAAAGUAGCCGGGCUGAGGGAAGUCUGGGCUUCCCUGGUUAGGCUGCGACCUGAGAUAAGUGGAAGAAGAUGGAAACAGCUCUUAUCCUCCUCCAAGCCUUUGUAUGAGCUACACGACCUAGCUAUAAUCUCCAGGAAAUGACAUGCUGACAUAAUGGCAUACAUAUUCAUACAUACAUAUUCUUAGUCCAUUCAUCUGAAGCUCCUUGGUUUGAUUGAUCAAGUAAUUGGGUUAGGCCCUAGAAGGACCAAAUCAAUAUGAAGCAAACACAAACAGUUAGUGGUUUGGUCUGCAACAUGUCAGAAAAGAGGCAAAAAUGCCCAUUGCUGUUUUCCAAAGUCAAAACUGAUGUUUUUCUUAUCUUUAUAUUUUGGCCGAAACAUAAAAGAUAAUAGCUCUGCGAUAUUCACAAUCACAAAAUAUUCCCAUUUGAGAGGCUGAAAUCAGAGGAUAUUUACGUUUUUGAAUCAAACAAUCAAAUACCAAAAUAGUUGUCAGUUAAUUGGAUAAUCGAUGAGUCAUUGAUUAUUGGUUGCAGCUCUAAUGACACGCAUCUACAGUAUUUACUGAGUCUGGAAAAAGUAUGGAAGUUAUAAAAGUGAUAGAAUGAUGUCAUGCAAAGGAGGGUGCACCGCCAACAUGAUCCAUGUUCACACAUUCUUGAUUUCAGUUGCUGAGGCCGUUGAAAUCAAAGCUGGCUUAUAGACGACCUUUGCGUUUUUCAGUCUUUCAGUGCAUCUUGGCCUGUUGGUGUGUGGCCGCCACUCAAGUUGCAUUUGCAUUACAGAUGCACGAUAUCUUUUUGUUUUUUCAAACUGAUAACUUUCUGCUUCUCAAGACCGAUAUGAUACCGAUAAACGUGAAGUAUUUUUUUAUAUCUUACUUUUAAAAAAAAUUUGAUUUAUCUGUAGUUUGUGCACAACUGGAGGUAAGAAGGACUUUUAACAAAGAACCUGCUGAUUUGUCGUAAUCAAAUAUCAUGACUACUGCCACAUCACUACUAUCAGCAGAACCGGGGUUUAGAGCGGAGGGAGCCACUUGCUGUGGCCCAGCAAGGUGCACUGUAUUCGGGCACACGCUCCGAGCAGCCGGUGUGACGCCACGGAGGUCUUUGGCAAAUCUUUUGCACAAAUGCUGCAACGCUGACGUUUCAGGUGACUGAUAAGGUUUUUUGUCGUUCAGCCAGUGUAGCGCAGACAUACAUAGUAUCCUUCCACCGUGUGCUGUAAGGAAUCCUUGAGUGAGCUUCGUGUUUACCGAGUAGAAUUAACUUUUUUCAUUCAUUCAUGGGAGUGGGUUUUAAUCACGGAAUGUUGUAAAUAUAUCCAAGAAAAGAAAACAGUGGACAAAUACGUCAAGCAAACACUUUGGUCGAGGUCAUCUAGGUUAUUUUAAGAUAUGUAAGGAAUUACUUAUAUUGUUUACUUUUAAAUACAUAAACCUCUGUUUGUAGUUUUUUUUUAAUGAAUGCUAGUACGGUUGUUUCUCCACACCUGCUAUACUUCAUACUUUAUUAUUAUUAUUAUCAUAUCACUGUAGCUACAUGUGCACCUGUGCAUUCAGGAAGUUUUAUUUAAACCAAAGUCACUCAUGAAAUGUAUAUUUUUGUGCGGAUUCAGCAGUUUAUGAGCUUCAAUCACCUUGGAGACGAGACACCAUGUGACUUUGCCUUUUCAAGGAAAAGUGUGCCCUUUUUGGGGAGAAUUUUGCCUGUCAUCCACAAUCCUUAUGUGAGGCAUGAACACAGAAGUCUUUCUUUUCUGUGCGUUCUAGAAAGAGAAAAGGGGCAUGAGGGAGCUAACUUUGCACAUAAUGGGAUACACCUGUUUCGUCUAUAAGGCCCUCUAAAAAAAAAAAAACGACAAGGUUUUAUGGUUUUCUAUCCAUGCUGUGAGCAUGUAGUAACAGCUGCAUUCAUAAUAACAUGUAAUACUACAGUAUUUUGGUCAUUUUAAGCAUUCGCGGAACUUCUUCCCGGGGCGCAUUGAUUGCACAGAACAACAUAGAAGGCGUUAACUUUUCCAAACUCAAAAACCUUACCUUUCGCUAGUGGCCUGAGGCCUUGCGAGCGAGUGUGUGGUGAAGUCGCUAGCCGGCUGGUUGCUAUCCGGCUAGUAGCUAGCCGGUGUGGUGUGGCGAGGUGUCACUACGCCAGUAGCGUAGUUCUUGGGCGUAACAAUGCUAAUCAUAAUAACAAUGUUGCAGUAGCUUGGUUAAUAUGCAGGUCAUAUUUUGUAAAUGGAGCGUUGCUGACGUUUUUUUCAGAAAGCUUUAUAGGCGCAAUAGGUGCGUCCCAUUACGUGCAUUCUUAGCUGUCUCUUUUUGGCUUUCGAAUGCACAGAAAAGAGAAAGACGUGUGUUCGUGUCUCACACAAGGAUUGUGGAUGAUGGGUAAAAUUCCAAAAAAAAAAGCUGCACUUUUCCUUUAGCCAGUAAUGAUAGUGUAGAUUUUAGUGGAGGAAAAAAAAGAUAGGUCAAACUUCUAAAGAGGGAUGUGUGCAAGCAGAGAUUAGCAUUUACUGGUGCGGCUACAAUAUUUAACAGAAAUGUGUGUUCUAGUUUCAUUGAUUUUAUUUCUAGUUUCAUUGGGAAGUGUGCCUGCGUGUGUGUGUUUGUAGCAUCCAGUUUGCAGAAGAAGUGAAUGUUUCUGCUAUUUAGACAAAAGCACAAGUUCCAUUGACGAUAGGAUGAGGUUUUAGUUGGUUGUCUUCAUGUUGUUUGAAUGCUGUGUUCUGCUCUUAAUUCACUCAGAAUGACUGCUUUGCUUUGACAACUUUGCUUUUUCUCAUUUUAGUGCUCGUCUUCUGUCUUUUCUCUCUGCUGGCAUCGCAGCCACGUGCUCCAAAGUCAUUUAUGCAAUAAAAGGUUGACUUUGGUGGUGUGUGCCACAGGAGAGAGAGGCGUAGUGGUUGUACAAGUUUCCAGUGGAAGCACAAUGUGCAAAUGCUACCUUUUUUUUAAGUGUAAGAAAUACAAGUGUUUGUACACAUAAAGUACAUUUUUAAACACGUAAAAAGAAAUAAAAGCAUUUUCCUACGCUUCUCGUGUCUUAAAUAUUUACAAGCAUUUUUUCUUUGACGUGAUCCAGUUUCUCUAUGAAUGAAAAGAAGUUGAGAAUUUUCCUAUUUGCCCGCUUUUUGGACCAUGAACAUUCCCAAAACCUUGGCUGAAGCAGAGCGUCCGUGCACCUGAGAGUAAACGUCUGCUUGCGUUUUUUAUUG